AUGGCGGAUUUAAGGAGAGUAUUUUCCCUCUUCUUUUUGGCCUUCAUUUCGCGUCUCUUCCUCAUAUACAGUCCCGUUAAAGACUGGUUCAUUAACCGAAUAGAGCUUUCUACACCACUGAAUGCAUGGAACAGAGGUAAACUUGUGUUGGAAAAUAACGAUAACUAAUUUUCAAAGAUGAGCGUGCAAUUAGUGAGCAGUACUGUAGUUGUCAAAAAUGGGCAAUAACAAGAAGAUUGGUUGAAACUGUGACCGUGGUGGAAACAAUUACGAAUACAUAAGAAAAAUACCAACAGGGACAUAGCUUCUUCUUCAAUACUUCAACUUUCCCGAGUGUAUUACGAACCAAUUUAAUGACAAACUCCCAAUGAGCUUGGUAACUCCAUUGGUUAAAGAGCGCUGGUUACCGGUCAUCUCGCCCCCAAGUCAUUUCGCCCCGGUUACUUAGCACUUCUAUUCUAGAACGAGGAAUAUUAUAUUUGAAGCGGGCUUGUGUUGGUUUGUGGCUUAAAGAACGAGGAAUAUUACAUUUAAAGAACGCUAAAUGACUCGAAAAUAGUGGGCCAAGUAACUGGGGCGUAAUGACUGGUUACCGAGCGGUCGCAGACGUCUGUGUUCGAAUGCCAUCAACUGCAUGAGUUGCAUAUUUAAUCAUGAUGAUGUUCUCUUCAUUUAUUUCUGAUACAUUACUAGAUUUUGAUCUGUUUUUAUCAAGUCUCAAGUAUCAGUUAGCUACAUCCUGACUGACAGUAUAAUUUGUUUAUCGAUAUAUUACCUUUUUUUUCUAUUUAUAUCUUCAGCACAUAAAUUAACUAAAAUGCUGUAAACUGAAAGAACUGCAUCUUUCUGUCUUACUUUCAUGACUUGACUUAUUUUUAAGUAAACUUGCCAAUAUAUAUUUACAGUUCAAGAAGGCCUCUCUCUUGUUAAACUUGGAGUUUCACCUUAUUCUGGAGAUGUUGUACAUGAGGUGAGAUAGAUCUUAAAAGAUGAAUAACAUUCAUGAAAUCCUAUUUCUGCUGUUUGAUAUUUCUAUCUUUCUUCAUUUAGCAAUAAGCAAAAGUAACUUAUGUACCAGUCAAUCCCCUUCCCCCCCGCCCCCCCUGCACACCCUAGGCAUUUGACUUUUUCGAAAAAUUUUGGUGAAAUUCGCCAGUAUCUUAGCGGUUUAGAUGGUCAAAUGCUCCACCGGCUAGGGCUUUAAAAAUUGUCAAAUCCCCCACCUACCAGGGACUAUUCAAAAGUAAGCCCACAUUUAACUCGCUUUUCCAAAGGCUCUCAAAUGCUCCAAAAUUGCGGUGAAUAUAAGAGCAAUGACCUGUGGUGCACAAGCUAAAUGUAGAAAGAAUUUCUAAAUCCUUUUGCUUGGGAUGCUGACCAGCGUUUUGACGCGAAAGUCAAAUGCAUGACUGUGCAGGCCUCAUUUUUGUCAAAUUCCCCUCUGUAUGGCACAAACACCAGUCAAAUAAUGCCCAAGAUAUGCCACAGGGAUGGGCAGUUUUGGAAUUGACUGGUACGCUACUCUAAAAUAGCGUUGCUUUAUCUCAGUUUUGUUUGUUUCUACCAGACACCACUGGUGCUAACAACAUUUCUUGGAGUACAGGAAGUAUCAGAAACACUUUUUCCUGCUGUUUUUGUGGUGAGUCGGAACAUAAGUUUAUCAACUAUAAGCAUUUCUAGCUUACCAGGUCCUUUUCACUUGGGAGCUGGUUACAGUCAAACCCUAUUAAUGUAAACACUGAGGGGGUCAUCAAAAGUGUUCUUGUUAAGUGGGUCACAUUAUUUAAGACAAAAGUACACCUAUUAUUGUACAGAAGACAAAAGUUAAAGAAAUAAAACAGGACAUUAACUUUGUUAAUUUAAACAUACCUUCACAAAGUCGUCAUUUCAUAGACUAUGUCUGUAGAAACACUCAAAAGUUGUUAAUUUUUGCAUACUUAAUCAAAACUUGUUUUCUGUAUAACUGGCUUGACAUUUACAAUGAUAUUCAUCCUAUCUGGUGUACUGUAGCACUGGGAACAUUGACAUACUGUCAGCUAAAGGUUUUUUUUUUAUCUUCAAUAAGGAAAGUUUUAUUAUUGCACACAGUUGACAAUGAAGCAUCUGCAUUAGUUAGUUUAACUUUCUAUGAGAAUCUGUUGAUCAGCCAAAAACCAAGUGUCCAUUGUCCACAUCAGAGGGGUGUCCAUAUUAAGCAAGUUGAAUUUAGAGAAAAUGUAAGGGCUUUCCUCAGGGACAAUGGCUGUCUUUACACCAGGCUGUUAAGUAAGACUUAAGAGCUACUAAGUUUUACUUAACCAAAAGUGCGUGUGUGAAGGCUUAAGUAAAAUCUCAAGUAACUUUACUUCGCAUCUCAUUAAAGUCGGAAAGUUGAGACGAUUCAAGAAAGUUUCAAGUGACUUGAAAACCAUCCUCUAGACCGACAUAGCGAACUUGCGGUUUCUAAGCUUUCAGAAAGGUGAAGCAUGUCAAUCAAUCUUAAUUACGUUGCAUGGGAAAACAGGCUUAAGUAAACCUGCAGUAAGAGAUAGGUUGUGUGUGAAGCUUUCUUUCACUGGAAGAAUUUAAAAUUUACUUGUCUUGAAAUAUUUCUUAGCUUAUUUAGGCUCUACUGUAAAGACUACCAAUGAGAACUCUUGGGUUUGACUAUAUUUACUUGUUUGCAUAUAAUAUUGAAAUGAUGUGUUUAAAGGUUUUCCCCACUGACCUGUGCAGCUUUUUGUAUUUAUAUAGUUUUCUUCACAUGUAGGUGGGUGACUUGAUAAUUGGAUGGAUCCUUUACAGGCUCGCUUGCCUUCACUCUGACAUACUGGUAUGAUCAUUUAACACUCAAAUUGUUUAAUGAUUGGUUACUAUAAAUAUAAGAAGUAUAUAUUGAAAGAAAUUUAAAAGGAAACUAGCACUAAGACUUCUUAUAAUAGUUGAAAGUACUGUCAAUGCCCGAUAACUGGAGCCUUCCAGGGAAAUCGAAAAAAGUUUGAGUUAUUGAGAGUUCAAAGCAAUAACCGAAAAUGGGGAAGUACAUGUAAGGAAAUGGGAUGGGGAAGCAAUGGAAGUACCAUGCAAAGUUUACUUCAGGGGAAGCAAGAAAUAAAAUAAUAUUUGAAAAAGGAAGUUUGAUUACUAUACAGAGCUGGACACCGUACUUGAAGUGGACUGAAAAAAGGUAUAAAAGUACAAAGCAUACAUGUAUAUUAUUGGCACGGAUGUUUGUAAUUAAAUUCAAUGUUUCAAAUUGGUUCAAGUUAGCGUGAGGUUUGAGUUAGUGAAGGUUUGAGUUAUUGGGAGUCACUUGGAACAGGAUGAUAUCGUUAAUGCUAGAAUGUAUGAAUAUUAUUUUGUUAAACUUAUUUCACCCCAUAUAUCUACUGCAAUGUCAAUAUUGCACUCUGUUUUGUGUUGAAAAGAAAGAGAUGGUCAAUUUUAAGUUUAGUCAACAAAUAAGAAAUUAAUAAAGUUUUCAUUAUUACAAAUACUUGGGGAAAAAAAUAACUCCUGGACAAGAACAUUACCCAUGAACAUUCAGAUACCAGUCAGCAGGGCUCAUAGGAGCUCGUAGCAUGUAGGGCAGGUCAAAUUUAAACCUUAGGGUCCAGGCAAGACUACUCUAAUAAAAUCAUAAACUAAGACAAGGAAGAAGUGGUUCUGGGCAAACAAAAUGUAAGAGUUGCUUGCCCAAAAGACAAACUGGAAUUCAAGUUUUUUUUUCAAGCCCUGUUUAGGCAUUGUAUCCAUGAUCUAACCAUCGCAGACACAUUUAAUGAUGAGUUUUUUCAGUCUUGUCAAGCUGAAAUGGUUUUGUCUUGUUGAUCCCAGAGGCUCAGGGCUAUUGGCAACUGAUGUUCCUGUAAAAAUAAGCAGAAUCCUUUUUAAGAAAUGGACCAUUUAAGUUUUGAGGUGGCAGGAUUGGUCCAUUACAAAAAAAAUUUGUACUAGAAAAAUAGGGGAAAAAAAUUGUGCAAAUCCCAUCUACUUUUGGAAUUUGUAUAAUAGGCAUGUUUAAAAAUUCUAGCAAAGGGAUAUGUUGCUGGUGAUGAAAAAUAAAAUUCUUGUUAAGAAGAAAUUGCCCACUCUUCUCUCCCCCAUCAAAAAUUAAAUAGUCCAUUCCUAAUAGAUAGCCUUACAUACUCUUUUUUUGACUGGUCAUUUUUGUAUGACCUCAUUAAUCACAUUGUUGUUGUUUUUGUUGUUCUUUUCACAGUUAAGUGAUCAGACAGCGAAUUUAAAAUUCUAUGCCAAGUCUGUUGACCCAAUUUUAAUCAAGCGGGAAGCAGUGAACAACAUUCCUCUUCUAGUAUCAUCUGUGUAAGUUUGCUUUCUCCUCCUCAACAACAAAACAUAGAGUAACCAUAAUCCUGAAAUAAGGGGGUGCAUUUUUUUGUUUGAAAGGAUAUAUGAGAAUUUAAAUGUUUCUUGAUGCACUGCAAAUAAACAGUACUCAAAAUAAUGUGAAUAGUGUUGCAUUUUUGUUAGUUUUCUUUGAAUGUUGAGGAGACAGUUCUCUGCACUAUGAAGUUCCCAAUGCCAGUGCCAAGAUCAAAGUUACCAGAUUUUGUGACAAAAAAAAACUAAAAAAUUUUGGGGCUAGUAAACAAAGUUUAAGAUCUAUAAUAAUUAUUUACUUACAAACUGGUGAUAAUUUACUGUGAAAAUAUUAUUAUAGUAGGUAUAUUGUUGACACAAUAUUAUUUCUUUGUUGUGUUGUAGUUAUUUGUUAAACCCCUAUACUAUUGGCUCUUGUGUAGCACAUUCAACUGUGAUGUUCACUAACUUGGCAGUCACAACUGCACUCUAUUGGGCUCUAAAAGGUAGGUUUAUUUUCUCAUUUCCCAGAAGUCAUUAAUAAUUACUGUAAUUGAAUUGAAUUUAUCAGCCUUGCCAGCUAUGUUGUAGUGUACUAUGUAGUCUAGGCGGACUGUUAAAUGAGGACGUAAUUAAAAGCCUAGGAGACAUACAUACAUACAUACAUACUUGUAUUCUGGGUAGAACGUAUUUUGUAGAAUGCUCAAUUCAUUUAAUUGAAGAGCAUUGACUAUUAAUAAGAAAUAAAAUGGAACUAUCAAAAUAUAUUUGGACUUUACAAGACUCUAACAAACCUUUCCAGAUAAAAUGGAAAGUUUUAAAGAAAUGUAAAGCCUAUAGCAACAUUAGCAAAAAAUGUAAUCUUUGUCUUUAUGAAAAGUUCAUCAUCAUUUGUAGAAAAGAGCUUUGUAGCCUGAACAGGCGAAACGAACUAGCGAGUUCAUGCCCCCACAGAAACAGAUAAUAUGUACUUCAGAACUCUAGAGUAACGUAACUAAGACACAAUCCAUCAAACUUCUUUUGUUUUUUUGUUUUGUUUUUUUUUUCUUUUUGUCAUUUCGCCUUUUUUUUUAGCCUAGAACUAUGAUUAGUACGACUAUCUAAUAUACUUAUUUUAAGAUUUACUGUAACUCUGCCAUUGAUUUUCCCAUGUAUAAUUAUGAUAAUAUUUUGUUCUAAUUAUCUAACUGAGGGAACCCAUUCCUUAUAAGCCGGGUGGCUUCUCUUGGGCUUCCUCGCCAUGAGAUUUUAAGUAAUUAGAUUUUAUUUGAUUUGUACAAUUUUUGGCAAACAAAACAAUAACCAAAUAAACAAUAAACAGUUACCUAGAUACUAUCUCUUAACGCGUCCCUAUAUUUACUGCCAGCUUUUAAUUUUAACGGUCAAUCGUUGAAGUUGCCUGAUGAGUGUGGUCCUACAAUUACAAUUACAAAAACGAUCAAUGAUUACUCCUGAAGCCUGAACUCCUGUGAUUAUUAAUACACACAUACAUACAUACAUACUUACAUACAUACGUACAUGUACAUGUACUUCAUUUAACCUUGAAUUUAGAGUGGCGGAAGAUAAGCUUCAGUGUAGUACAUGUAUCUUCAAGUUACAAGACAAGAAUAGUAUAGUUAUAAAUGCUACUAAAAUUGUGAAAUGAAUUACAACAUUCUAAACUUUUACACUACUGGAAAUAGUCAUACUGUAGAAUCUUGUGCUGGAAAUCAGAAUAGUUAGAAAAAAAUCUGAAAGAGAGUUCCAAAGUUUUGAAGCCAUAUAGGAAAAGGAAUGCGGACCAUAAGUAGUAGUUUUUGGAGACAGUAGAGACAAAACAUAAUUACCGGGUAGAUUGUAGGAUGUAGACCAGAGAAUACCGGUAGGUGUUACCUUAUUGAACAAAGAGAAGAACUAAUUUAGAACAGAUCUAAAUUGUUUUAAUGACGGUUUCAAACUCCAGAGUCAGUUCAAAAUUGCCUCUGUUUGCAUUGUUUCUUUUGUUGUUGUUAUUGUUGCUCAUGCUGUUUUAAUAAACUUUUUGUGUCAAAAGUAAUCAGAGUCGAUGUGUCAGUAUUACAAUCAAACCUCUCCUCACAGACACUUCUACAACCAAGACACCUCUAUUAUGAACAUUUCUCAUUUUCGUUAGGAUACAGAACUUUAUAGAAAUAACAAAUCUUAACAGAAGAAGCACCUCUACAAAUACAAAGGCUUUGAGCUGUUCCUUGUAGGUUACACAGUACAUAAUUUAUAGAUGCUUAAAAGCAUUGAUCAAAUACAACUGUAGAAGAUGGAUUGCAGCCACAGGUUAUCAACCGUAAAAUUUAAAUUGUAUAUGAUUGUUUUGCAUUGUAGGGAAUAUUCUUGUCAGCACUCUUGGAGUUGCCUUUGGUGCUUAUCAUUCUUUGUAUCCUAUAACUUUACUGCCACCUGUUAUCCUUAUACUGAUCAAGGUAAAUGCAUUUUCAUGAGAAAUAAAAACUAUCAUUUACUACAUGUAGUUCGAAACUGUGUUAAGAAGAAAAUAGUCAAAACUUAUGUUGUUGGUGGAAAAGAAAUUUUUGGUUUAACAGCAUCCUCGGAGGCCCAGGGUAGAACAGUUGGCUCGGCAGAAACGGCGCCACAAAAGUUUUCAUGCACGGGCAGAGCUUUCGUGACACCAUUUGUGCCAACCCGACUUUCUUCCCCUGGGACUCCGAGGUUGGUCUGACUUAUGACAACCACAUUCCAAAAACCAAUCUCGUUCCCAGCUUCUCUUGACAAGGGUAACUCUCGGGUCCCUGGGAACGAGAUUUUCCUUUUAUCUAAAAGUUGCCCUUAAAAACCCAUUCGCCAUAAGAAAUGAGAACAAAACUGAGCCUAUUUGAGUUUUGCAAAAUUUGCCAAUAAUUGACUAAUGCUUCUCUCGUUAACCAUCCCAGAAACAAAUGCGGACGCUCCAGCUCCCUUUUUGUUAGUUCUAAAAUGACCGGGGGUACUCCCUUGUGAAGGGGGUGGGGAUGCUCGUCAUCUCGCUUAAUCAGGGGUGUAAAUUUCAGAUUUUGGUCGCACUUAGGGUGUUCUGGGCAAAACGCCAUUAUAUGUAGCCGUAAAAAUCUUGUUUAUAUAUAUUUUCAAUUUUUUUUUUUAUUUACUCCAUUCAUGUAAUCAAAGUUUAAAAUAGUCUCUUUUAGUGGUCCAAAAAAAGGUUUGGCCACGCCCAGAUCGGUCUCCUUUUGGGGUUUAAUUCAAAAUUUCCGACGACUAUCCCCGCCCCUUUCAUAUGGGAGCCCCCCCCCCCGGGGCUAAAAUGGCGAACUGAGUUCAAAAACGCUGAUACUCUUUGGGUCUGCUUGUGGUCACGUUAUGUCGUCUAACAAUAAAACGUGCGGAAAUAUUUCCUACCAUUUAUAAUUGAUUAACGACCCUUAAAAAAUAUGGCUUUGCUGUCUAAUCCUUAUAAGAACGACAGUUUUUCAGUCCUCUAUGUUAGUUUGAACAAUAGCUUAUAAGUAUAAUUAUUCUUCUGCAUUUUAGGUUCGGUCAAUUGAUGCCGAAUCCAACAAGAAGUCACUUGUGUUUGUUAGUAAAGUUAUUGCUUCAUUUGUCACGUGGAUAGUUCUUUUGCUUGGAAUGUCCUACCAAGUGUUUCAGUCCUGGGAUUUUCUUUCAGCUACACAUGGAUUAAUGUAAGGUUCUAUCAACAUUCAUUUCUUUUAAAAUGACUUGGGUUUUUUAGCAACCAUCCUGGCACUGCGUUUGGGCUUUGGGUUCUCCGAUUCAAAUGGAGAGAUUAUUCAAAGCUUUUUUAAGAUAACGCGCAGAGCAUUGCAGUUUGCUGGUCAAUUGAUAAAGUACGUGAAUACUUCUAAAGCUUUUUAACCCAUUCAUUCUUGGCUUUGAGCAAAGUCAAGGUUGACGACAAAAGUUCAAAUUUCUUAUAAAAAGCAAAGAUCCAUUAAAGUAUGGGAUUGCUGGAACGGAAAAGUUAAGCUGAAUUUGGAUCACCCGUCGAUGGAACCAGUAGACUAGUGGCGCAGGGUUCAUAUAAUCACAAUUCGCUUCAAGCUCCGACUAGUGGUUUUUCAGCUUGAAGGUUUUAGUUUUGCGACAAAUUGGUUCUAUCGACGAAUUACCCAAAUUCAGCGACACGUGAAACAGAUGCGACACAUGCGCAAUGCGACGUUAAAACCAGGCCUUUGUUCAAAGAAAUCGCUCAAAAUUGUGUCCCCAAGAAUUGUAAGCUAAGAAGCGUAAGGCAAGUUAUAGCGGUUAGUAUUUCGUGUGUACAAACAAUAGGUACGUAAUUGCUGUACUUUAUAAUAAGUUUAAUCUGACUAUUCUUUGUUGUUUAUUCCCCAGUUUACAGGUCUCUGAUCUGACGCCUAACAUGGGUCUCUUCUGGUAUUUCUUCACCGAGAUGUUUGAACAUUUUAGGAAUUUUUUUCUUUGGGUUUUUCAAUUGAAUGCUUUCUUCUACUGCAUUCCGCUGACCAUCAAAUUAAGGUACGACAUAAAAAGUAAAUUCAUUUAAUAGUGGAACAUACAGUGAGUAUGGUUAUGUAAUAGCUGUUGAUCGUGCGUACUGGGACUCGUUUCUAGAAAGUCACUCUUCACUUUUCGGGCCUGAAGCCUAUUCCUUUUGUGUCCGAAGCCCGAAAUCAAAGUCUAACGGAAAAGCUGGCUAACAAAUCAGUCCAUUUACCCGUUUUUAACCGACUGGUUUAUAAUUUUAAUUGCAAAUAUAUUGAAACCAUUAUUGAACCUUGGUCUUUGUAAACAAAACAGCUUUCCAGGCCUGGGAAUUACCCCGACUUGCGAGGAACGGGCCCCUGAAAGCCAUAUUGUAGCUCCCUAACAAGAUCCUUUAUUGCUCUGCUUGCAAAACCAACAAAACUGUCGUUCUCUGCACCAAAUGCGUUAUAUAAGCAUAAAACAGCUUUCGGAGACCGAAAACAAACGAGACUUUUGAGGAACGAAUUUUACAUGCUCAUGUACCAGAUGUUUCGCAUGGAGCGAUGGCUUUUCUUGGCUUUUGUGUUUUUUCAUCAGUGCUGGGUUAAAACUUUUGGUGCGCAUAAAGUUUCGUUACAACACUCAGUGAAAAUAGACGCGGUCGAGUUUAUUGUUGCUUCUCUCUCUUACCCGAAACGUUUUCAUCGGAUAUUCCGGUUUCCUUGCCUUUGGAACGAACAAACAGAUGUGAAAAGAGUUAUUAAGAGAGCUCUUAAGUAAGUGUUUCAUGAGUAAAGAAACUGCAUUUACAUUUAUUUCAUUUCUUAUUUGUAUGCUUUCUUAGACUAUGUAAUGUUUUAGGGCUUUUUUUUAUUACUAAAUCUUUUUUUGUUGUUAUUUCCAGGGAUAACCCAACAUUUCUUGCGUGUAUGCUAUGUUCAGUGAUGGCUAUCAUGAAGUCGUAUCCUUGUCUGGGUGACGCCGCUGUUCCGUUAGCUCUUCUUGCACUUUGGAUGCACAUCUUUCCUUGUAAGUGGUACAUUUUCUAUCAUGCAGCUAUUUGUUGACAUAGUUACCGGCAGCUUUUUAUUCUUAAAAUCCAAGGCCAAUCAAAGGUUUGAACGAAGUAAUCUGAUGUUACCAUUCAAAUAAAAGCUUUUAAACGGAACGUUUGCACAUUACUUUUUAUUGCGUUACGUUUUUGGCCAUUAUUAGAAGGAAAAGAGUUCAACAAAGCACAGAUUAUAACUCACUCGGAACAACACGUGCUAAGCACGUGAAACAUGAAAACCGCGCGCACGAGGAAGCACGGAUAUCUCGGAGCAAUGAUCAAAUGUCUCGUCGUUCACCAUGCCGCUAUCUCUGCACAUAAUUUUCAAACGAUUUACAGUUCAUGCAUAAAUAGCUUUACUUCGGCGUAUUAAGAGUUAUACACCGCUUCAAUAAAAACUCCAUAAAGAACGCAAUGGAAAGGUCAUUCAUUACAUGGGAAUUUUGUAGGAUUUUUUGUACUCUAUGUGUAACAAUCUUCAAUGCGAGAGUUCCCUUUUUUCGUUUUUCAGAUCUCAGAAACACUCUUCUGAUCACUUGUAUGCUGCUCUGUAGCUCAUUCUUGGCCCCAGUCUUCUGGCAGCUGUGGAUUUAUGCGGGAAGUGCGAACGCUAACUUCUUCUUUGCAAUCACAUUAGCAUACUCUACUGCCCAGGUAAUAUCGGUUCUUAUGGUCAGAUAUUUUACUCCUGUUAAAAAAUUUAAUUGGUGAACGCUUGCCGUAUGAAAAUCCGAUAUUACCAGGUCCAAAUCUUUGAACAAGGAGUCGCAAUCGUCUUGUUAUCAAAGGCUUAAAUUUUCAUAAGGGACUGUUUUUAAAGCCAAAUUGUUUUCUCGUAAUACUAAUACCAUCCGAAUUGUCAAUUUGCGUUUGUACUUUUACUACCAAAUUUUUAGACAAUUUUCUCCACGUAAGAUUUUGGAUUUAUAACCAGAUGGUUGUUUUAAGUUGGGCAAUUGUAAAUCUCGUUCAAUAAUGAGAAGGGGAACAACAAAAGGCAGGCAAAUUUAAUCGCCUACAGGGAAGAGGCGGAUCUAGGGUAACCUCGGGUAUUCACCCUUUCAAAAGUGGGAAAACCGGAAUUUCCGGCUGGAAAAGUCAAAUAGCUCGCUCCAUUCCGUCCGGGAAGGUUCAGAAAAAUACGGACUCCGAUUUGACGCGACGCAAUUUUAGUGUUUUCAUUCUGUGCAGCAAAUGUGGAUAUACUCUGUAGUGAUUCGCACUCCCACCACGGCAAAUUUUAUAGAUUUAUCUGUAUUAUGUUUUAUUAUUUUCACCCAGGUGGUAUGUGUAAAUAGUAAGCACCCCCCGUCUCCAGGGCUCUUCCUUUAGAAAAUGGCCCCACCCAUUUCCUAAGGGAAUUGCUGGGAACGAGUUUGGAUCUAGGAAAAGGGCUUUAGGGGCCCGGGCCUCCAUCUUCUGGCCAAAUCCCCUUGCAAAAUUGUUAGAAAUGUCCUGCAGACAUUUAUUUUGAUUUUUUUUGCUUUGAUUUGUUUUUCAGAUCCUUCUGACGUCUGAUGUUUUAUUCGCGUUUCUUCGCCGUGAGUAUGAUCUUUAUCAUGGAAUAUACCCUCCCAUCAUGCAAGGCAAGCCUGCCAAGGUCAUCCUACGGUAACCAUGGUAACCUUAAGCGGGAGAGGCAAAAAUCUGUAUGAAUGGUUGCAGGAAGCAUGAAGUCUAACUUCUGGGACCUUGUGUAAGAGUCAAACUCUUCUAUCGGGAUUUUAAAGCGAACAAAAAUGAAGCGAACCGUACUCUAGCAAUGAGCUACGUAUAAUGCAUGACUUUCUUGCCACAAAGGAAACAUGCAUUUUUGCAGGGUCUUUGUUACGCCACUUGCACUUGCAAAACGAACAUAACUUUUUUCCGCAUGAUGUCUGAUGAGCAUCUGUAAAUUAUUAAGCAUCGAUAAAGUACGCGAUAUUGCGAAGGUGAUCUGUCGGGGAAGCUGUUUGAAUACAGAUAGUUUGAUUCCUUUCAGUUAGCAGUAGCCGAAAAGUGCAUGCCGUGUACGUUUAUCUACUCGAAAAGAAGUUCGAUGCAGAAAAUCCAUAAAUUAUCACUUCUCGUGCCACCUCAAAUAGUCGCGAGACCGGGAACGAAGAAAAGGGACACUGAUAGAGCGACUUUCGUAUGACCUUGAAAUGAAAACGUGCGAACAAACAGAAACAACAAAAGAACGGAAAUAUCGAAUGGGUACAAAUGCAAACGGCUUUUAGUUGGUUAAGCGAAAAAACUUCAUGCCCCAGAACCUUCUAGAAAUCAAUCGAUACUUGGCUUUGACAUAUUAGGGUUUUCUUUGGCGGGAAAACGAAGAGUUCAUUCCUUGAUCUUUUCAUCAAUUGGCUGAUAAAACAAAUAACGAACACUUCCCAAAACAAUUUUUCAAGGUCAUACGAAAAUCGCUCUAUGUGACACAGUACAAAUUAGAAACAAUUAAACUUAACCGCCUUAAAUAGCCAAACGUUUUUGUUUAAACUAGGUUUAACCAUCCGAGUAAAUAAAAUAGUAUUUUGAAAUGAAUGUGAUCGUCACAAUGUGAAUGUAAUUUAUUUGCUAAUAUCCACCACUUUUCUUGUUUAUGCCAAUAAUAAUAGCCAAUCAUCUCAUAACCUGCUGUGUGGAUCUCAAACCACAGAUU
Messenger RNA from Porites lobata, 12410 nucleotides. The record is from the annotation of a GenBank genome assembly. Lineage: Eukaryota; Metazoa; Cnidaria; Anthozoa; Scleractinia; Poritidae.